UCUUUAUCUUGCUACCAACAGAACGCUUUAGAAGCUACCUAUUGGCUGUCUCUGACCUUGUUUCAUCAUUUGUAAAGUUGAAUUUACUGUGACUGUGUUGAAUUCCUGUCAUGUUCUCCCUAAAAUCUUUGAUCCGUCGAAGGCCCUUGUGUCGUUUCGUUCAAUCGUUCCAAAACCAACAAUCCAUCGAACCCAGCUAUCUGGUAGACCCGGAGGAAGUUCGAAUCUCCGUUCCGUUUGGAGAAAUCGCUGCAAAAUGGUGGGGCCCGAGAAACGUUCGCCCCGUACUCGCAAUCCACGGCUGGCUGGACAAUGCCGGAACGUUCGACACGCUCAUUCCGCUGCUCCCACAGCACGCCAGCUUCCUAGCUAUUGACCUACCCGGGCACGGACUGUCCUCGCGAAUCCCCGCAGGUCUCAGCUACCAAAGCAUGGAUCACGUAUAUCUGAUCAAGCGCAUUGUGAAGCACUACGGCUGGGAUCGUGUCUCCCUGCUCGGCCACUCGAUGGGCUCGAUCGUCAGCAUGGUCUACGCGGCAACCUUCCCGAACCAGGUCGAUCUGUACAUUGGCCUCGAUUGCCUCAAGUCCCACAUAACGGAACCCGCCGAAAUCGUACGCCGAUUAGAAGAACGAAUCCCAAAAGGCUUGCUCGCCGACGAACGGAACCGCGAUCAAGUCGAACCUCCCAGCUACACCUACGAAGAACUGGUGGAACGACUCCACCUAGGUUCCAACAAGUCCGUCUCCAAGGAGGUCGCACCAUACCUGCUCAACCGUAACAUUUCCGAAUCUACAACCCAUCCGGGAAGGUUCUUCUUCACCCGGGACAGUCGACUCAAGUUUAUGCACAGCGUCAGCGUCGGAUGGAGUCAGGAAAUGUGUCUGGCUAUGGCGAAGCGGAUGGCCACGAUGCCGUACCUGUUCAUCAAGGCGACCGAUUCGCCGUACUACGAAGAUAAGAAGUACUUUGAUCAGUUUGUCGACGUGGUGCGGGGGGUGAAUCCGUUGUUCCGGCUGGAGUACGUCGAGGGUGGGCACCACGUGCACCUGUCGGAAGCGAACAAAGUGGCGCCGAUCGUGUCGUCGUUUUUGGAGCAGUACUGGAGGAGGGGCAGUCAGAGGGUAGCGAACUAAAGCUUGAAAAUGGACAAAUAAAACAUUACCUUGAAAAUUU
Messenger RNA from Culex quinquefasciatus (southern house mosquito), 1176 nucleotides. RefSeq names its product probable serine hydrolase. The record is from RefSeq and is a predicted model, not a curated record. The transcript has a single exon. The coding region runs from base 111 to 1136 and encodes 341 amino acids. NCBI's taxonomy places the organism in Eukaryota, Metazoa, Arthropoda, Insecta, Diptera, Culicidae.